Molecule: messenger RNA, 2721 nt
Organism: Branchiostoma floridae (Florida lancelet)
Lineage: Eukaryota; Metazoa; Chordata; Leptocardii; Amphioxiformes; Branchiostomatidae
Exons: 2
Coding region: 474-1538 (354 amino acids)
Source: RefSeq, a predicted model, not a curated record
AUAUACAAUAUAUGUUGAAUAUAUUUGUUUCACUCACUCUCUGCAAUUAGUUUCCAUAGUUUGCAUCCAUAGUACAGUCUUAUUUGCAUACUCGGUACAAUUCCUAUGCUCCUGUAACCGACAGCUGUAAUUGGUUGAAACUGCUGGACUAAGAGUCCCGGAUGAAAACAAACACGCAGCGGGUCACUAUGGGGAAUCUCGACAACACUCAACGCUGAAUUCAGAAGAACCCUCUUCUUAGUACACUAAAAUAAAGAAAGGCAAUUUCACAAAAUUUGGUCCUCUUGCUCCGCAUUACGUGAAUAAAACUGCUUUUCCACGAAUUACUCGAAAUGAAAAUGAACGGCCUACCCUUUACGAAGUCACCAUGCAGACCCUCAUAUCACCCUACUUCCAUCAAAUCAGUCCAUUCUGUCAACAAAUAGUCAACACCAGUCAACAGCUUCAAGCAUCGUGCUGUCCUUGUCAACACAAUGGCUGAGAAACAAGAUCCAGACCUAACAGGUUAUAUCCACAACGUCUCCUCAAUGAAAAAAUCCAGACGUGGGGCGUCAUACUUCAAUUUUGACCUACAAGAGAAAGAUGCAGUCAGAAAGGCAGUCUGCUUCUCCCCAGAGAAGAGAAAAGUUGUAGAAGACCAAGAACAGAGUCAACAUGGCUGUAAGAUAACACGCUACUCGCAAGGUAGUUUUUCACAAACAGACAUAGUCAUCAAUAAGGCAACCAUCAUUGACAAAGAACAACUUCCCUUUCCAUCAAAGAAAGUUGAAGUGCCCUUCACACCCCUGAAAGACAUUGAUCAUCUCACACCUGGUCAGGUCAUUAAUAUCAAGGUGAAAGUCAUCUCUACAAAACCUGCAAAAACGGUUCCAGUAAAAGACACACAGGGAACAACCAAAGAGUUACAGAAAACAGAGGUACUUUGCGCAGACCAUACAGCCACAAGAAACCUUGUUGUAUGGGAACCAAUCACACUACAGGAAAAUCACUCAUACAAGCUAGAUGUCAGAGUGCGCCUCUUUGGGUCGUCUAACUACAUAAACACCAUGCGUGACACUACUGUGGAGGAAAUAAAUGACAUUGAGACCAUAACAUCUACAGAUGACGAAACAAGGACCAUCUCCUCCCCAGGAUCCUUCAAGGGGAAGAUAUCUGCAAUGACCAUUAUCUCAAGAUUCAUCAAAUGUGUUGAUUGUCGCAAAAAAAUACCACACACAGAUAAAAGAAUCGUCACAUGCCCCGCAUGUCAGAUGACAAUGCUGGCAAAGAACUGUCCAGCCGACAUAACAGCCAAACUAUCAGUAAGUUUAAACGAAGAUGCUGCAGUUGGCCGAAACAUGACAAUAACAUGUUUUAAGGACACGUUGGCUUAUCUUACAGGCACAGAUCCAGUUCUCCUCAGCGACGACGACAUACUUGAGCAAGUCCUUGUCAACGAAGAGACGUAUAGCUUUGACCAAAACCCCCAAAAUAUCUGCACAAACAUUUCUCUCACUGACAUCACUGACACUGACAGUCCUGAAAGCCUCUUCAACUAGAACUAUAGUAACUGAGCUUAUGUUGAAAACUUUAUGUUAUGUUCAAAGGACAGAGAAGAUCUUAAGUGUACUUAAGUAUGUUUGCACUAAUGUUUUUGACUUUGAAGUUUUUGAAGUCAGUUCUAGUUCUUAUAUUUACUCUUACAAAGUACAAAGUUGGUUGUUGUACGUUCUCUUUUCCCAUACCAUACAAGAGAAGAAAAAAAUGUCAAUAUUCAAACUAGGUGUGGAUACCAGUUUGGCUUAAUAUGAUCCAAGUCCAACUUUAGGUCCAGAGAUUUAGGUUCAGGUCCAGUUCCUGUCCAGUUAAUGUUUUGUUUUAUUACACCAAUAUUAAGCAUAGAGAAUUGAUGCUGACACGUACGACUAUAAAAGUUUCUUGGUGAAAAGACUUUCAACAUAAACCAGCGUUUGAUAUUUGAAUGUUGCACUUAUUUUAAAUGCCUUUUGUUCUGAGGGGAGACUCAAAACACUUUUCAUCAAAGAAGAUAAAAAAAUAUAUUUGUACUUUGUCCAGGUAUUUUUUUACCCUGGAAUCCAGAGCAAUUGUACCGGCCCGCGCCCAACCUUUCCGCGGACAUACCCUCCUGCUGGCCCCGACAAACUACCCCGCCCCACUCUCUGCUAGCCCACAAGAUCCGCUCCACUAUUGUACGGCAAGCGGAGAUCGGGUGCCUAGUGGAUAGUGGGGCGGGGUAGAUCUUCGGGCAAGCGGAAGGGUAGGCCCGGGUAACACGGAGCGCGGGCUGGUACAUAUGCUCUGGAGUCCAGGGUAGUAUUUUUGGACUCAGGUUUUUCACUUUGAAGUUUUUGAACUCAGUUCUAGAUCUAGUUCUUAUAUAUAUUCUCAGAAAGUACAAAGUUGGUUGUUGUACAUUCUCUUUUCCCAUACAAGAUGUUUAAACCCAUUCCAGUUUGCAUGUUUAAAUAAAGUCAGUUAUUCAUCUUCAUCUGUCGUGUGUAGACAUGUUUUUGUGUUUAUGCUUGUAGCAAUCAACAGAUUCUUCAAAUACUCUAUUUUGUUAUAUGAUUUAACAACAAAUAACACAAACAACAAUGAUGACAGAUGCUAUAAUUAUAAUAACCUAACUAGAAUAAAAAGACACUACAAACAUUCACUCCAUCUUCUGUCUCAAAGGCAAUCUGUGCACACAUUUUCUCAUACUCUGCCAUACAGCUGCCC